UUUGUUCUUUUUCUUUUUAUUUUUCUCGCUUCGUUACUUUGUCUUUCUGUCAGUUUUAACUGCGACUUUACGCGGACGAACCCAACCCAUCACCGGAACCCCGCCGGAGCUCAGAUCUUUUUCUCCGGAAGAACCCGCCGAAAUCCCACUGAAAUGUACAACAAUGUAGGAUCCCAGCCUGGGGUGACAAUACCGCCAAUAAAUUCUCAGCCUAAUCCAUUUGGAAAUGCAUUUUAUGGAGCUGGUUCAGGGCUUAUCCGAGGUGGAUUGGGUGCAUAUGGAGAAAAAAUCUUAGGAUCGAGCUCUGAAUACGUGCAAAGCAAUAUAAGUCGUUACUUCUCAGAUCCCCAAUAUUAUUUCCAAGUGAAUGACCACUAUGUGAGGAACAAAUUGAAGGUUGUUUUGUUUCCGUUCCUUCACAGGGGCCAUUGGACACGGAUAACUGAGCCAGUAGGGGGCAGGCUCUCUUAUAAACCCCCAAUUUAUGACAUAAAUGCACCAGACCUCUACAUUCCAUUUAUGGCAUUUGGUACCUAUGUUGUUCUUGCUGGCUUCUCGUUGGGUCUUCAGGGGAAGUUUAGCCCAGAAGCUCUGAACUGGUUGUUUAUCAAAGGAUUGCUUGGGUGGUUUCUGCAAGUCGCACUUCUGAAAGUGACAUUGCUUUCAUUGGGUAGUGGGGAGGCACCCUUGCUGGACAUUGUGGCUUAUGCAGGAUAUACUUUCACAGGAAUGUGUGUGGCUGUCCUCGGGAAGAUAAUAUGGGGAUACUCGUACUAUGCUUUAAUGCCUUGGACCUGCUUAUGCAUGGGUAUCUUCUUAGUGAAGACGAUGAAGAGAGUCCUAUUUGCAGAAGUGAGGAGUUAUGAUUCGAGCAAGCACCACUAUCUCUUGCUCUUUAUUGCUUUGGCGCAGUUCCCACUUUUCACAUGGCUUGGCAACAUUAGUGUUAAUUGGCUUAUAUAACUUGCUUUAGUUAGAAACAGUUUGUGUUCAUAGCGGUUCUUAAAAUGUUGUAGGCAAUUUUCUCGAUUUUAUAUCAACUUCCUGUUCUUUGCUCGCAGAAAUAUUCAACAAUUAUGAAAGUUUCUCUUUUUGGCU
Molecule: messenger RNA, 1098 nt
Organism: Alnus glutinosa
Lineage: Eukaryota; Viridiplantae; Streptophyta; Magnoliopsida; Fagales; Betulaceae
Exons: 5
Coding region: 154-963 (269 amino acids)
Biological process (GO): endoplasmic reticulum to Golgi vesicle-mediated transport
Cellular component (GO): COPII-coated ER to Golgi transport vesicle; Golgi membrane; endoplasmic reticulum-Golgi intermediate compartment
Source: RefSeq, a predicted model, not a curated record